UUUUUUACACCAUUUUUUUAAAACCCUAGCAAAAACCGCAAAAUCCCAGUUCCACCGACUCUGUGUGAGCAACCUAAUACCGGUUUAGCGCUUCGGUUACGCUCCUGAGAACAGAGCACACGUAACGCUCUCCGUCUCUCUCGGUCCCCACUUCCGAUCAAUGGAGGUAGUGGUGGCUUCGUCUUCAGUCGACGCCGGCAUUGGCUGCUGGGAGCUACAGACGGGGGCGGAGCAACACCGUUACAAACCUUGCGCCUCUCCACCUCACGGCCUCGUCUGCGUUGGCCAACGCUUCCUCGCUUCCUCUCAGCUCCGUGAACCCUCCGCCUCCUCCGGCUCCAUCCUCUACUGGUCCUGGUCCAAGCCUCAAGCAGAAGUUAAGAGCUUUCCAGCGGAACCGAUCAAGUCGCUCGCUGCUAACCGUGAAGGCACUUACAUUGUUGGUGGGGGUGUAUCUGGGGAUAUUUACUUGUGGGAGGUUGCGAGUGGCAGACAGCUCAGGAAAUGGCAUGCUCAUUAUAGGGCUGUUACUUGCUUGGUAUUUUCCAUUGAUGACUCGCUGCUAAUUUCCGGUUCACAGGACGGAUCCGUUAGAGUUUGGUCCCUUUUCAUGAUAUUCGAUGAUGUAAGACGGCAGCAAGCUGAUCAUCUAUAUGAGCACAGUUUUUCAGAGCACACUCUGCCUGUAACUGAUCUGGUAACAGGAUAUGGAGGAUGCAAUGCCAUUAUAGUGUCUGCUUCUGAGGAUCGAACGUGUAAGGUCUGGAGCUUAUCAAAGGGGAAAUUAUUAAGAAAUAUCGUAUUCCCUUCAGUAAUUGAUGCAAUUGCACUUGACCCUGGAGAACAUGUCUUCUAUGCUGGCAGCUGGGAUGGCAAGAUAUACAUUGCUGCACUUAAUGCAGAAAGCACCUCUAACAAGAAAUAUGGGUUGCAUAUCAUAAAUUCAUUAUCGAAUCACAGCAAGGUUGUUACUUGCUUAGCAUAUUGUGCAAGUGGAAAUCUAUUAAUUUCUGGAUCAGAGGACGGUGUCAUACGAGUUUGGGAUGCUAAAACUCACAACAUUGUUCGGGUGUUCAAACAUGCCAAAGGUCCUGUGAACAAUAUUCUUGUUGUUAGACAAGAACUCUAUUUUAAUUCUUGGCCAAAUUCGCAAGCUUCCUCGAGAAGGCAUGGGUCAUUAUUACCGCCUGCGCUGGAUAAAUAUGCAAAUCCAAUAGAUGAAGAUGCCAAUGUUAAGGCUAUCAUUGGUCUCCAGUCUACUUGCAGAAAAUCAAUCGAUGAUUCGUACUUAAGUUCUCAUGUGAUCAAUAAUCAAAUCAAAGAACUUCAGCAACAAGGUUCUUCUGCUGCUGCUGAGAUGGAGAUGGAAAGACAAAAGCUUGAUUGUAGAAGAUCUAUGCAAAUGGUUCAGCAGUGGAAAAAAAUGUAUGAAAACUUGCAUCAAUUCUGUGUAAAUGAGCUUUUGGAUGGUGAUCAAGCAGCAAUCUCCAAUGGGAAUCCCCCGUGAGACACUUGUUUUCUUUUCCAAAACAGCUCCUGAGUUAAUUUUAAAGAUAUGAAGUGAUUCAAGUUGCUGCAUGUCCGAGGGAUGGAAGACAUCCAAUUGAUACAUCUCCCAUGGUUUAACUAUCGAGCAAAUUCUAUAACAUCUCCUAGAAUUUAUGAA
This is a messenger RNA of Alnus glutinosa, 1666 nucleotides long. RefSeq names its product protein ROOT INITIATION DEFECTIVE 3. Gene Ontology annotation, cellular component: nuclear pre-replicative complex. NCBI's taxonomy places the organism in Eukaryota, Viridiplantae, Streptophyta, Magnoliopsida, Fagales, Betulaceae. The record is from RefSeq and is a predicted model, not a curated record. Bases 161 to 1507 code for a protein of 448 amino acids. Gene Ontology annotation, molecular function: protein binding. Gene Ontology annotation, biological process: DNA-templated DNA replication; rRNA processing. The transcript is spliced from 9 exons.